CGGAACUCUGCGGUGCGGAGCCGAGCGCUGCGGAGCAACUGCACCUACAACUGCAGUUGCGGCGGGGUUUCGGCGAACGGACCGCGCGCGGAUCGUCCUGCGCUCCGCUGGCUUCCAGCUGUGAGGUGUGUUAACAUGGGGAACCUUCUUAAAGUUUUGGCUUGCACAGACUUCGAGCAGGGACCCAACUUCUUUCUUGACUUUGAAAACGCACAGCCCACUGAAUCCGAGAGGGAAGUCUGGGACCAAGUGAACAUAGUCCUGAAGGACGCGCGGGGCAUCCUAGAAGACCUGCAGGCCUACCAAGGAGCUGGGGUAGAGAUCAGAGAGGCAAUCCAACACCCCAAUGAGGAGAGUUUGCAAGACAAGGCAUGGGAAGCGGUUGUGCCCUUGGUAGGAAUGCUCAAGAAGUUCUACGAGUUCUCCCAAAGGUUAGAGGUGGCACUGCAUGGCCUUCUGAGAGCCCUCACCUCCACUCCCGACAGUCCGACCCAACACCUGGAGCGGGAACAGGCCCUCGCCAAGCAGUUUGCUGAGAUCUUACACUUCACACUGCGCUUUGAUGAGCUCAAGAUGACGAACCCUGCCAUCCAGAACGACUUCAGCUACUACAGGAGGACUUUGAACCGCAUGCGUAUCAACAACAUCCCAGCGGAAGGUGAGUAUGAAGUGAAUAAUGAGCUGGCCAACCGGAUGUCUCUGUUUUACGCUGAGGCCGCACCCAUGCUGAAAACGUUAAGCGAUGCGACGACAAAGUUUGUAUCUGAAAACAAGAAUCUGCCAAUUGAGAACACAACAGACUGCCUAAGCACAAUGGCAUCCAUAUGCAAAGUUAUGCUGGAAACUCCGGAGUAUCGCAACCGCUUCGCCAGCGAAGAAACUGCCCCGUUCUGUCUGAGGGUGAUGGUGGGCGUCAUUAUCCUGUAUGACUACGUCCAUCCUGUUGGCGCAUUUGCCAAGUCCUCCAAAAUUGAUAUGAAGGGCUGUAUUAAAGUCCUCAAAGACCAACCUGCAAACAAUGUGGAAGGUCUUCUCAAUGCUCUCAGGUACACAACGAAACACCUGAACGACGAGACGGCCUCCAAGCAGAUUAAAACUCUUCUGCAGUAGCAGCUUCUCCACCUAAACGUCUUAGUUCUGGAGUUUGUGUUUCCAUUCAGUGUACAGA
Scleropages formosus (Asian bonytongue) is the source of this 1168-nucleotide messenger RNA. RefSeq names its product protein FAM49B-like. Gene Ontology annotation, molecular function: small GTPase binding. Lineage: Eukaryota; Metazoa; Chordata; Actinopteri; Osteoglossiformes; Osteoglossidae. The transcript has 11 exons. The record is from RefSeq and is a predicted model, not a curated record. The coding region runs from base 136 to 1110 and encodes 324 amino acids. Gene Ontology annotation, biological process: regulation of actin filament polymerization.